Adineta ricciae is the source of this 741-nucleotide messenger RNA. The record is from the annotation of a GenBank genome assembly. Lineage: Eukaryota; Metazoa; Rotifera; Eurotatoria; Adinetida; Adinetidae.
AUGUCAAUUUUAAAUAUUGGCCAAUUAUUUACUACCGUAUUAUCACGUAUAUUAAGCGAAUUAUUUGAUUCUGAUGGAACUGAAAAAUCAUUAUUUUAUUCGAUAAUUGAUCAAUAUUGUGCAACUAGUUCAAGUCCACGUUUACAAAAUUUAUGCAAUAUAAAAUUAGCUCGACGUCUUAUUCUAGUUUUUAGCAUUAUUUGGAUUCUAUAUGGAUUACCUUAUUUAAUCCUUUACAAUCACAUUGUUUUACCAAUGACACAUCAAGUCAUAUGUACUAUGACUAAUAUAAUUUAUAUACAAUUUCGUGCUUAUUUUACUGCGCCCGUUUUGGUAGGAUUUCUACCUAUUUUAAUGACAAUUACAUUUGGAUCAAUGGCUUAUCGAAAUAUUCAACAAAUGCGUUAUUAUACUGUUCCACUUAUUCGACGUGAAUUAGAUAAACAAUUGACAUCAAUAGUUCUAGCACAAGGAAUUAUAAAUAUCUUUCUUCUUUUACCAUAUACAAUCAUGAAUAUCAUUGUAUUAACUACAAAUACGCUUGAUAAUACAUUUCUCAAAGAACAAAUAAAUUUUGUUAAUAAUAUAACAUUUAUUGUUUUUUGGAUUUAUUCAGUAUGUCCAUUCUAUAUUUACAUAUAUGUUUCACAGCGAUUUCGACGACAAUUUAUUCAUGUAUUUUCUCAAAUACACUGGAAGCAAAAUGCAAAUCAAGUGAUGCCGCAAGGACAAGUCGAAUAA